AUGGAAGGGCGUGAGCUGACCAUCGAAGGAAAGCAGGAGCACAAAACUGAGAAGGGCGCCAUUCAGAGAUCAUUCACCCGCAAAUGGCUGCUGCCCGAAAACGUAGACCUGGAGGCGAUCCGUACCCAGCUGGACAGCAAGGGCCAUUUGUCCGUGGAGGCGCCGAAGAAAGCCGAGGGUCAUGAGAACAAGAGAACCAUCCCCAUCAUGGCCGCUCCUCACGAGAAGUGA
Ostertagia ostertagi is the source of this 231-nucleotide messenger RNA. Lineage: Eukaryota; Metazoa; Nematoda; Chromadorea; Rhabditida; Trichostrongylidae. The record is from the annotation of a GenBank genome assembly.